Messenger RNA from Erythranthe guttata (spotted monkey flower), 1366 nucleotides. RefSeq names its product electron transport SCO1/SenC family protein (gene HCC1). NCBI's taxonomy places the organism in Eukaryota, Viridiplantae, Streptophyta, Magnoliopsida, Lamiales, Phrymaceae. Gene Ontology annotation, biological process: mitochondrial respiratory chain complex IV assembly. The record is from RefSeq and is a predicted model, not a curated record.
UCGUUCUGAUGGGCCGAUGGCACUAUAUAUAGCACAACCAAACCCACCGUAUUGGGUUUUAGAACAGUAAACAAAAACCCCAAAUCUGAGAGGAAGAAAUUCAUCGCCAUUGACGAUGGCCUCAGCAUUUUUGAGGAAAUUUCGCCUCCACGCGUACUAUUCUAUCAAUUCUCAACUGCUCUCCUCCAGAUUUCACUCUUUUUCCGAUAAAGUAAUCCAGAAUUCACCCCUUACUUCUCUCUCGCCGGAAAUGCACGCUGGCAAUCAGUACAAAUUGCCCCCUGCUUUUGCUUUUUCGAUCAAUCAUCGCUUUUUGUGCACGAAAACCAAUGAUCCGAGUGUUAACCAAUCUUCAAGUUCAAAUGUGAACGAGACGCCGUCGAGUGGAUCGGCCGAUGGAAAUUCUGAAAAUACAAACGAUGGAGGACAAAGUUCUGGUGGGUCGCAGAAUUCUUCUCAACAAGGAAAGUCUAUCCGAGGAGGGCCUGUUUCAUGGAUGAGCUUUUUUCUGCUACUUUGUACUGGAGCGGGAUUGGUCUUCUACUAUGACCGGGAAAAGAAGCGGCAUAUUGAAGGUAUAAGUAAUGCUUCAAAUGCUGUAAGACAGGGACCUUCUGUCGGGAAGGCGGCUAUUGGGGGUCCAUUUAACCUAAUUGACCACAAUGGGAAAUCUGUGUCUGAUAAAAACUUUUUGGGUAAAUGGAACGUGCUUUACUUUGGGUUCACUCACUGCCCUGAUAUAUGCCCAGAUGAGCUACAAAAGCUGGCAUCGGCAGUUGAUAAAAUAAAAGAGAAGUCUGGAAUAGAAGUAGUGCCAGUCUUCAUUUCAGUCGAUCCGGAAAGAGAUACUGUUGAACAAGUCCAUGAGUACGUAAAAGAAUUCCAUCCGAAAUUAAUUGGACUCACAGGUUCCACGGAUGAAAUCAAGAAGACCGCGCGUGCUUAUCGUGUGUACUAUAUGAAGACCGAAGAAGAAGGUUCAGAUUAUCUGGUUGAUCACUCUAUAGUCAUGUACCUGAUGGAUCCAAAUAUGCAAUUUGUGAAGUUCUUUGGGAAGAAUUUCGAUGAUGCUUCACUCGCAGAUGGAGUAAUUCAGGAGAUAAAGCAGCACAAAAAAGUCAAAGUAUAGUACUGUUGCAUUUUUCUGCUCCAAAAAACUUUAGAUCUUCGAGUUUUGAGCUUACGUUUUGCAUUGCAUUGAUAUUCUCUUUAAGAGAGAACAAAUUGAGGCUGCAAGAGCUCUGUAGUUUAUAGCCUUUAAUAAUACUCGAACUGGCAAAUUGAAACCAGAGGGCAUGUGCCAUGUGCCAUCCGCCAUGUGAACGGGAUUUUUUUUUAUGAAGUGAAGAUCUCAAUUAGGAAAUUU